AAAAAAUCUAAACAUAACCCCAAUUUUUCAUUGCAAAUGCAAAUAGAAAUAAAUAGAGCUAAUAUUAGAGAAUUAAAAUGCCUUAUAAAUUUAUAGGUAGAACCACAGAUUUUAAGGGAAAAUCUUUGUGGGAAAUAUUAGGGAACUUAAAAAAUUAUGGCAUUGGACGAAUUAUAAUCCGCAGUAAAUUAGAAAGAUAUCCAGAGAAGUCUUAUAUGAAAGUUCUAAAAGUUGAGACUUUACAGAAUCCUGAAAAACCAUCAAUGGAUAACACUAGAAAAAUUAAAGUUUGGGUAGAAGACACAUUUAGAGGGAAAACUUUUCCAGAACCUGUUCUUAUCGAAGGUAUCAGUUAUAAAACAGAUUAUAGAUUAUUACCAAAGGAUGAAGAGGAAGAAUAUUGUAAAACAUCAGCAUAUAAGUAUCAAAAGAUUCUCCCUAAAACUAUGGACUUCCCUCCACUCCUUAAAGAAAUAAUAAAAAGAAUAGCAAAGUCUAAAGGAGAAAAUGUUACAGAAGAUCCAAAGUUAAAUAUAUUUUACAAUCAAACCAGUUUACAACACAGUUAUAGAGUUGCAGAAGAAAAUGAAAAACCAACUGUAGAAAUAGUACAAAGUCUAGGUACUCCUGUAGCUCCUAGAUUGUAUGAAGGAAUAAAAUUGUAGGAAUAAUAUUAAUGUAAUUAUAAUGUUUUGUGAAUAAAUUGUUUAGUAUAGUAAUA
This is a messenger RNA of Diabrotica balteata, 721 nucleotides long. The record is from the annotation of a GenBank genome assembly. NCBI's taxonomy places the organism in Eukaryota, Metazoa, Arthropoda, Insecta, Coleoptera, Chrysomelidae.